UUGAAAAUAAAGGUAUGAAAUCCUGAAGAAGUUGUUAUGCAACUAUUAAUUUUUAUUUAUGUUUAGGUUUCCAAGAUUUCUUAAUCUGUAACAAAAUCGUUAAUACAAAAUAUGAUAUUCCAUCACGAACUACUUUAUCACCUCUGAAUCUUAAUAAAAUUUAUAAUGCAUGUGUUGAUAAAACAAAAGAACAAAUAAAAUUAUCAACAAACUAUCCUACAAUAACAUGUGAUGCAUAGAGUGACAAGUAUAAACAUCAUUCGUAUAUUUGCAUCACGAUUCAUUUUCUGGAUUCGAAGUUGCAGCUACAUAAAUAUAUUUUAAGAACACAACCAUUUAAUGAAGCUCAUACAGGUGAAUCAAUAAAAGAUCUUGUAUCAAAUGUUUUAAAUGAAUUUGGUAUAAAUCCAAAUAGUGUAAUUGUAGUAUCGGAUAAAGUUUCAAAUAUGCGCAAGGCGUGGGGAUUGUUAAAUGUCAUUCAUGUAUUUUUUGUUGGUCAUGGAAUUCACAAUUUGUUAAUGAAGGAUUGUUUUUAUAAUAUUUAUUAUGUUUCAGAAAUCUUAGAUAAAGUUCAAUCAAUUAUUAACAAGCUUCGUUAUCGUUAA
This is a messenger RNA of Rotaria sordida, 605 nucleotides long. Lineage: Eukaryota; Metazoa; Rotifera; Eurotatoria; Philodinida; Philodinidae. The record is from the annotation of a GenBank genome assembly.